Coccinella septempunctata (seven-spotted ladybird) is the source of this 2640-nucleotide messenger RNA. RefSeq names its product GPI ethanolamine phosphate transferase 1-like. Gene Ontology annotation, biological process: GPI anchor biosynthetic process. The coding region runs from base 10 to 2580 and encodes 856 amino acids. The transcript has a single exon. Gene Ontology annotation, cellular component: endoplasmic reticulum membrane. Lineage: Eukaryota; Metazoa; Arthropoda; Insecta; Coleoptera; Coccinellidae. The record is from RefSeq and is a predicted model, not a curated record. Gene Ontology annotation, molecular function: mannose-ethanolamine phosphotransferase activity.
CAUUCGAAAAUGUUGAAACUGAUACUCAUAUCUUGCUGCAUCCACGUUUUCUUAUUGAUAGCUGUCUUCAACACCUUCUUCAGAAGCAUCAUUGAAAGUGAUCUUCCAUCGAUCAGGACGACCAAGAAUCCACCAGCUAAGCGAAUUCUGCUCAUUAUUGUAGAUGGUCUUGGAGCGGAAGCGAUUCUAGAUGAAAACGAGUACCUGGCUCCAUUCCUGACAUCCAUCAGACGAGGAGUCGGUUCUUGGGGUGUUUCCUACGGUGACGCACCUACGGAAUCCAGAAUUGGCCAUACUGCUGUCAUUGGGGGUUUUCGUGAAGAUCCCAGGGCUAUUUUGAAUGCCUGGGGUCACUACCCCGUAAAAUAUGACACUGUUUUCGAGCAUAGCUCGAACACUUGGUGUAUAGCUGUUACUCCAACGGUUGCAUACAUCUUCAAUAAAUACAAAAACGAAAAUGUGCGGGUUUAUGCAUACAAUGAUACCUGCCAAGUGUGGAACGAUGACGUAUGGAGUAUCAACAAAUUCCGAUCCAUUUUGAAUGAUGAGAGUUUCCAAGAAGACUUCUCGAAACCCGGAAACAUAUUUGCUGUACUCCUACCACGUGUGGACUGGGUAGCUCAUCAUGAGUAUGGGAAAUAUUCUGAAGAAAUUUCAGUUGUUGAUGCUCGUAUCAAAAACAUAACUGAAAGAUUCCAAGAGAUGUUUCCAGACAAUGAAACCACUUACAUGGUCACAUCAGACCAUGGUGCGAGAAUAGGAGGUGGACAUGGAACUGAUACACCAGAAGAGAUAACUUCCCCAUUCAUUUGUUGGGGAGCCGGUGUAUACAGAGACAUAAACAGAAAAGAUUUGAAAAAUAUCGAUAUAGCACCCCUCAUAUCCGUAUUAUUAGGCAUAAACUUUCCCACAAAUUCAAGAGGAAUAGUACCGGUGAAUUAUCUCGAUAUUUCCGAUCAACAAAAAUAUCAAGUGGUUCUGAAGAAUCUCCAUCAAAUCUUCAAUAUCUACGAGAAGAAAGAAUGUACAUUAUCUAGGAAAACCUUGAUAAAAAAGCAAUAUUUGAACGUAUCUGAAUUCCGUAAUGUGCUUAUGGAACUGCACAAUCCAAACAGCACAAACGGGGAAGUUUCCGAGAUUGUUGAUUUAUCGAAAAUAGUUUUAGAAGCAAUGGACUACACACAACUUUACUACACAUAUAACAUUAUAUUCUCUGGAUUGCUAGGAUUAUUGUUUUGGAUACUAUAUUUAUUCUCUUUGAUGGAAGAGGAAUUCUCUGAAGGGAAAAUAGAAUACAUCAAAACAAGGACCUUUCAACUGCUUCUUGUUUUCUACGUUAGUUCUAUCAGCCUCAUCAUUUUCUCAGAUAUAUUCUUUUUUCUAUAUUACUCGUUUCCAUUAGGUUGCUUCUAUCUCUUGAUGAGUAAUUACAAGAAAUUUCUCAGCUUUUUCUCUACAAGUUACGCCUGUCCUUCUAAGGUAUCGAUUGUUUGGUUUUGCUGUAUCUAUAUUUCGAUUAUUUUUGGUUUUCGUAAACGGGAGUAUUUUUCUUGGACUUUUCUUCUGCUGUCUCCAGUGCUCUAUAUCUUACCUGAAGGUAUUUCUCAUUCUGCCAAGACCUGGAAACAUACUUGGGCCAUCUUUUGUGCUAUAAUUUCCUAUUUUCCAUCCAUUACUUCUUACGACACUGAGGAAGAUGUGACUAUGUUGAUUGCUACUGGUGGAAUUUUGUGGCAUCUUUUUUCAUUAUAUGCUUUCAUCGAGAUCAUUAUAAUCAAGAAAGACAUCCAUUUUACUACGUUUCAAUACUCCAUAACAUUAGCUCAAACCAUUUGCUCUUUCUUAGCUCUACUUGUCCGCUUAUACAAACCUUCCAUAACUGACACCACUUUUACGUUAAUCGUAUUCAUUAAUUUAUUUUCUUUUGCGUUAAUUCCUUUUUCAAUGAAAACUACUGAGGUGAGGAUAUUGACAAUUUUUCUAGGAGUUGUUCCGUCCUUUAUCACUACGUCUUUUCCUCGAGAUACCUUGGUUUUCACUUUAUUUUCAAUGCUCCUUAUCACUUACUCAAUAGUGGAAACUAACACAACUAGUGAUACUAAACAUCUACGAUAUAUGAGAGUAUGCUUAGUUGUGAUUGGUCUAAAUCUCUUCUGUUUGAUCGGUAUUAUAAAUUUAUCGUACAUGGGUCAUCCAUUACCUUCAUGGAUAAGAUGGAGCAACUACCUCCAAAAAGAAGAAUGGCUCUUAUAUCAAAUAUAUGUAGUUAAAUUGUGGAUUCCUCUAAUUCUCACUGCUUGCGUAUUUCGAUACAUAAUUCUGAAAACUGGAAUAAAGUUGAAAACUUGCUUCCUCCUUAUAGAAAUCUUCUUCAGUACUAUGAUAUUUCAAAUCAUCCUGAGAGUUAGGAACACAGGAUCAUGGUUAGAUAUGGGGAUGAGUUUGGUGAACUUCUUUAUUGUGAAUUUCUUCGCUUUGUUCUUAGUUGCUUUCUACAUCGUUGCUCGCUUGUUGAUGACUUUUAAAUUUCCUGAAACGUUGAAAGAAAAGGUCGAAUCUUUGGAGAUUAUUGUAUAUUGAAGAUUUGAAUGACAAAAGUGUUUCGGAAGAACAAUAUAUAAUAAACGUACAAAGACUUAU